CACACACUACACCAGCACACACCACCAGCACACACCACCAGAGCCCGAUCCGCUCAGCCUCACCUCGGAGGGAAGACGCAGAGGCAGCAGCAGCGGGAACAUGCUGCCGCUCCGGCCGUCUCACUGACUCAUCCCACCGCCAGAAGGCUGUUCUGCGGGCUUACGCGCCACGAUCCCCCCCCCCCCCGGCAGGACCUCCGCGCUGCAGAGGGAGAAUUUAAACAUAUAUUGAUCGGAAGACCUGGAUUUUGCGUAGCAGCCAUGGGUAGCAAGACUCUGCCAGCACCCGUGCCUCUCCACCCAUCCCUCCAGCUGGCCAACUACUCCCUCCUCCAGAGCUCCACCGGCCUCCAGUUGCCAGCAGACCAUUUUCACAGCAUCUACAGCUUCAGUGCCUUACACGCCAUCCAUCUCCAUCAGUGGACCCUCGGCUACCCGCCUUUGGCUCUGCCCCGCUGCACCAUUUCCAAGCUGCCGGCUCAGUUUUCCUCCAUGGCCUCCAUCCCCAUAUUCCCUCACCUCUUGCAACCCAAGCAGGGUGCCGCAGGGCUGCUGCAGAGCUCCAAGAACAAGCCCCGCUUUGACUUUGCCAACCUGGCGGCAGCAGCCACCCAGGACGAUCAUCUGAAGGCAGAGGACCUGAGCAUGACGGGGGCCGCUGCAGCAGCACAGGCGUCACCUCACCACGCGACCUCAGUCGGCCUUGGAUGCCUCCUGGAUGUGACCAAACUCUCCUCACCGGAACGCAAGUCCAGCCGAGGCCGACUGCCCUCCAAGACCAAGAAAGAGUUUGUCUGCAAGUUCUGCGGCCGCCAUUUUACCAAAUCCUACAAUCUUUUGAUCCACGAGAGAACGCACACAGACGAGAGGCCGUAUACCUGUGAUAUCUGCCACAAGGCCUUCAGAAGACAGGACCACCUUCGGGACCACAGGUACAUUCAUUCCAAAGAAAAGCCCUUCAAAUGUCAGGAGUGCGGGAAGGGCUUCUGUCAGUCCAGGACUCUUGCAGUCCACAAAACAUUACACAUGCAGGUCAAAGAACUGAAGCCAGCCAAGAUCAAGUGAUCGACUCUGCCAGCAGGGGAAGGACGGGGACACUGGAAAAACCAUGACCAAAGACGACAAUAGGCAAAGAACAACCAAAAACUUUUUACUUUCAGCAGUAGAAAGAGAGCCCUCUGUUUCUGUGUGGACACUCCUCAAGGAUGGAACAUUUGACCAGACAAUUCUUAAAGACAUAAUACUGAAAUAAGCCUUUGUGGAUAAGUGUAUGCUUAGUUAUCAAAGCCUGACUUGGCAGAGAACCCAGUGGAUGUGUGGAAUGUGAAAUCGACCUUAAAAAAAAACCCUGUGGCUGCUCAGUGCAAAUAAUUUGCUCAGAAGCUUAUAAUCCAAAGACUUUAUAAAAAAAAGGGACACGACUCUCAUGUAUUUUUACAAAGAAUGAUUAAAGCCAUGUUCGUAUAUAAAUUUUCAUCCUUUUCAAUAUCACAUUCCAAUGAUAUUUUUGUACAGAUGCAUUAUAUCAAAAAUGUAUUUUUGCACUUUAACCU
Molecule: messenger RNA, 1553 nt
Organism: Paralichthys olivaceus (Japanese flounder)
Lineage: Eukaryota; Metazoa; Chordata; Actinopteri; Pleuronectiformes; Paralichthyidae
Gene: osr1
Product: odd-skipped related transcription factor 1
Biological process (GO): embryo development; regulation of transcription by RNA polymerase II; urogenital system development
Cellular component (GO): nucleus
Molecular function (GO): DNA-binding transcription factor activity, RNA polymerase II-specific; RNA polymerase II transcription regulatory region sequence-specific DNA binding
Source: RefSeq, a predicted model, not a curated record